Molecule: messenger RNA, 3135 nt
Organism: Nematocida homosporus
Lineage: Eukaryota; Fungi; Microsporidia
Exons: 1
Coding region: 1-3135 (1044 amino acids)
Source: RefSeq, a predicted model, not a curated record
AUGUUUGAAUCACGAAUGAUUGCCGUUAAACCUAUUGAUAUCUGGUGGAUUUGUGUGUUUAGAUGGGGGUUUGGUCUUGGAGUAUGCAUUUUGUUUGGAUUGAUGAAUGGUGUUUGUGGAUCAGAUAGUAUUGAUAUGCGGGAUUUGCCGAGUUCGGCUGAAGUGACUAAAACCUUGCGAUCACUUGGAUUUAACAUUAGUAGGUGGGGGUCAAAUUUACAGAUUGAGCCUUACAUUUCUAGUUAUUCUCAGGAUAUAUCUGGUACUGGUAGUUCACUACUACCUCCUCUUUAUGUGGUGGAUUGUUGGGAAGAGAGUUUGUGCUUUGAUCUACCAAACUAUCGUAGUAUAGAAAAGGCGACUGCAGCUCUGGAAAAGUUAAGAGAAAUCGCCUUUAUUAAGACACCUGAUGUGGUUGUUAAUUGUACGUUGCCCAAUCGUAAAUGUCAUCAGAUCAAUAUACAAAUUCUAACCCGGGUUGUUAAUAUGUUUGAUUGUCUGAUAAUGCGACUUACCUCAAAUAUUGGCCGGAUAGGAGAUGCAGAUAUAGUUGAGCUCGAUUCUAUUGCUUGCUGGACGGAAGCACAACAUACUGUUAAGCAUGCUGUUUAUAGAUACCGUUGCCAACUCUGCUUCUCAAGUAAGGCAUAUGGUAAGGAUCGGAAUUUAAUAAACCGCAGUAUUGUCUUACUGCGGCCAAUCUCAAGUGUUUGUCUGCGGAAGAGCCAAUACCAAAACACGUCGUGUCUGACUGAGUUGCCUCUAAAGCCUAACUACGAUCUCUUCUUUACUAAUCUGCCACCCGUGGCUGAGAUUGAUCUUAGUAUUCUUCAGCAGACUCGCUCCAUAUGUAGGGCGAUCAAAAUUAUACGAUCGAGUGAUCUGGACAUAAUGAUAACUGGGCUUGAGAAUGCCACGGAUGUUCAUCCAAGACUGGUUCUGGAAGCAGACUGGAUGACUCUUCGGUACCUGUGCGAGAAUAACCGAUCUCACAUCAAAGUGCAUACUAUUAUAAAUCCGGUCGAGCCUCCAUAUUGUCUUCAAGCAUUGCUUGUGCCUUUGCCGCCACAAACAAUAUCUAAUCCUCGUAUUGCUGCCACGAUUGCAGUUGUCUCAAUUGGCAAAGGAAGGCCGUGCCAAUCCCUGGAAUAUUAUGAACGGCUCUAUACAAAAGAAGCCUAUGCCAUGUGUGGAAUCACGGUUGAAGAGGUUCAGUUCAAAUAUGAAGUAGCUCGAGAUGACUUGCAUGAUACUAUAGAUACACUUUGUCAAAUCAAGGCAUUACCGACUAAGGUGUUAGAUGAUGUUAAGGCAAAGAAUAUUGUAUGCUGUGGCCAACAACUUAACUAUUCCGACUGGUCUCUCCAAGAUAAGGUUAGCAUUAAACUUAACCACCAUUACUUGGGACAGAGACUCGAGGAAUAUAAAGCAAAACAUGAUCUGUUCUUCUGUCAAAACAUACGCUAUAAUACGAUCGACAUUCAAGGAGACCAUUAUGCCAGCAUAAAGUACUUUCAAAAAUGUCUAGACUGUCUAGAUCUAUUUCAUAAUAUUACGGCCAAAACGCUUCGCAUAAUGGAUGUGCGCUCGAAUGGUCAGCUAAGUAGCCGAUUUGACUUGGCCGCUCUAAGAAAAGAAGCUGCCCGCAGACCCAUGCGCCAACUCAAGGUUCAAACCUUAGUGCUAGACAACGUUGAUGAACGGAUUAUUUACAGGAUUUUAGGAUGUUAUGUCUUUGUUGAAUCAGUAGAUGUCCAUAUUUUGAAUCAGCGGUUCAAAAACCUUGCCAUUGCCGAAAUCCUUUCCCAACCUACAACCCAUAACAUCAACUCAUUAGUGAUCAAUGACUUCUUUAAGCUAGAUGAAGUCGUGCGUUAUAAGAAACAGCACAAAAUAAAGUCGUUCUCGUUGUUUAGAUAUGUAGAGGACGCAAUCAAAGCUGGAAAGUCACUGCAAGACCUUGGUCUACACAAGUUGGUUUUGUCAUUGAAUAAUGUUGAUUAUAGCUUAUACAAUGAAGUCCUGAACGACCUGCUGAGUUAUGGUAUUCGGCCCAGUCCUAUGUCAUUCGAAGCAUACAUGGAAUGGCUGGCCAAGAACCCCAAUACUAAGCUGGUGAUAAGCCAAAAAGAGCUUGUUCUUGCGGACAUAACAUUAGAGGCCUUAAAAGCGGAUCUUGCUAUCUCCCAACCCCCAGACGUACCCCUACUCAAUCCAGCACAGCCUAGGAAUCUUCCGUCGUCUUCAGUUCCGAAACGGCCUGUUAAGAAAGUAGUCUUGCUUUUGAAAGAGACACCGCUACUUUCCGAGUCGGAUUUAGUGACUAUUAUUCGCUGGACAGCUCACUGUUUUAAGGAUGUGAUUUGCUUAGAGGUAAGAAGGACUAAGAUAUUAGAUGAAGAGCGAAAUGUGGUCGCUGGCCGUGAGUACAUGGUCAGGGGUUUAGGUUUACUCACAAGCAUUCGCAUUGAGGAUGGCAACACAAAACGACCGAACAUACAAUAUCUUGAGGUGCGGGCCCGGCCGCAUAGUGGUUGUUUCCUAAUGUGUUCUACCAACACUGAACCCGAGUUUACUGCAGUGACAUCCGCAACAAUACACCGACUUGCCAUUAGUUCCGAACAGCUGGAUAAUCUUGCUCCCAGUGGUACAUCUCUUAACAAAUCUCUCCAAAUGAUCAUAGAUGAUAUUAAAAAGAACGGGUCCGAUAUUGAGUGCCCGGUUUGCUAUAGGGUCCUUUAUGUACCACCAGAAGAGAUCAAUACGGCCGAGCCAGCACCAGCAUUUAGUUCAAUGAUUAACGCUGCUGCAUUUUGUUAUUUCAGGUGUGGCCACCAGGUCUGUAGCGAUUGUGUAGACGGGAUUAAGAACAAAACGAAUGAUCUAUGUCCACUCUGUCGUAACAAGGAUGUAUGUGUGAAUCUUCAUCGCUUAGUUGACAUUCCUCUAUCUAGCUUUGUUUUUGUUGAGGACAGUGCCGAGGCCUCUGCGGCCAAUCGAAAAUGGCUCGAAUGUAUGGCAUUGGGUGAUGGUUAUGUCUAUUUGUACAUCGCGCAUGGCGAUUUAGCUGGCCUCGCUAGUGGCCUUGCAGACGGACUAAGUUAUGACGCCUCCCACAAGAUCCACGUGAUUUGA